This is a messenger RNA of Penicillium antarcticum, 693 nucleotides long. RefSeq names its product GPI anchored serine-threonine rich family protein. NCBI's taxonomy places the organism in Eukaryota, Fungi, Ascomycota, Eurotiomycetes, Eurotiales, Aspergillaceae. The record is from RefSeq and is a predicted model, not a curated record. The coding region runs from base 1 to 693 and encodes 230 amino acids. The transcript has a single exon.
AUGCGUUUCUUCACUUCCUUCGCUGUCGUCGCCCUGGCCGCCAUUGCCUCUGCUUCCAGCACUGCCAACUCCUUCAACAUUCCCACCAAUGGCUACACCUUCAAGGUCGGCGAGUCCACCACUCUGACCUGGACCCCAACCACCAGCGGCACCGUCACUCUGCGCCUGCAAUGGGGAGCCGUGACCACCGCCAACUCUGGCAGUGUCCUCGCCUCCAACAUCGCCAACGACGGCAGCUACACCUGGGAUGUUCCCUCCAGUCUGGCCGCCCAGCCCGACUACACCAUUGAGAUCAUCUCCGACGUCGACACCUCCGACUACAACUUCCUGCCUCGCUUCACCGUCGAGGGUUCGACCGUCUCUGUCUCUACCUCCACCGCCAGCAAGACCUCCAGCACCUCGUCUGAGUCCACCAGUUCCGCCACCCCUACCACCACCAUGACCACCGAGUCUUCCAGCUCCGCCUCGACCAGCUCCAGCUCCCAGACCACUAUGGCCACCUCCAGCUCGGCUGCCAGCACCUCCGCUUCCACCACCGACUCCUCCAGCUCCAGCUCCAGCACUGCCUCCACCAGCUCCGCCGCUAGCUCCUCGGCCUCCGAGUCCGCUGUGCCUACCACCAACGCCGGUGUCGCCAACCGCGUCUCUGGUGGCCUCCUGGCCGUCGUCGCCGGUGCCAUCGCCAUGCUGUAA